Sebastes umbrosus (honeycomb rockfish) is the source of this 2174-nucleotide messenger RNA. RefSeq names its product serine/threonine-protein phosphatase PP1-beta catalytic subunit-like. The transcript has 8 exons. Gene Ontology annotation, biological process: circadian regulation of gene expression; regulation of circadian rhythm. Gene Ontology annotation, molecular function: protein serine/threonine phosphatase activity. NCBI's taxonomy places the organism in Eukaryota, Metazoa, Chordata, Actinopteri, Perciformes, Sebastidae. The record is from RefSeq and is a predicted model, not a curated record. Gene Ontology annotation, cellular component: cytoplasm; nucleus. The coding region runs from base 99 to 1082 and encodes 327 amino acids.
AUGAAGUGAUCUCAUAUUGUGGUAGGUAAGCUCGCUUGUUUCUACAGACCUGGUUACUCUCGCGAGAUCUGGCAACAGGCUCUGUGAGCAUCAGAAAAAUGGCGGAAAGCGAGUUGAACGUUGACAGCCUGAUCUCUCGACUACUGGAAGUGCGAGGAUGUCGUCCAGGGAAGGUCGUACAGAUGACGGAGGCUGAGGUUCGGGGGCUCUGCAUCAAGUCCAGAGAGAUUUUUCUCAGUCAGCCGAUCCUGCUAGAACUGGAGGCUCCACUCAAAAUCUGCGGUGAUAUCCAUGGACAGUACACAGACUUGCUGAGGCUAUUCGAGUAUGGAGGCUUCCCUCCAGAGGCCAACUAUCUGUUCCUGGGGGAUUAUGUGGACAGAGGGAAGCAGUCGCUGGAGACCAUCUGCCUGCUGCUCGCCUACAAGAUCAAAUAUCCAGAAAACUUCUUCUUGCUCAGGGGGAACCACGAGUGUGCCUCCAUCAAUCGCAUCUACGGCUUCUAUGAUGAGUGCAAGCGCAGGUUCAACAUAAAGCUCUGGAAGACCUUCACAGACUGUUUUAAUUGUCUGCCCAUUGCUGCGAUCAUUGACGAAAAGAUUUUCUGCUGCCACGGAGGGCUCUCACCUGAUCUACAGUCCAUGGAACAAAUUCGACGCAUUAUGAGACCCACUGAUGUCCCAGACACAGGCUUGCUGUGUGACCUGCUGUGGUCAGACCCAGACAAAGACGUCCAGGGCUGGGGGGAGAACGAUCGGGGAGUUUCCUUCACCUUUGGGGCCGCUGUGGUCAGCAAGUUUCUCAACCGUCACGACCUGGAUCUCAUCUGCCGAGCACAUCAGGUUGUUGAAGAUGGCUAUGAGUUCUUUGCCAAGCGACAGCUGGUAACGCUGUUCUCUGCCCCCAACUACUGCGGGGAGUUUGACAACGCAGGCGGCAUGAUGAGCGUGGACGAGUCCCUUAUGUGCUCCUUUCAGAUCCUGAAGCCAUCGGAAAAAAAAGCAAAGUACCAGUACGGAGGGGUGAAUGCAGGACGCCCCGUCACCCCGCCUCGAACCGCUCAGGCACCGAAAAAAAGGUGAGCGGCCCGACCCCGACUCUCCUGCUCCUCCCCGGCUGGUCUCUGGCCCACCUCCCUGCAGGCUGCCUCAAACACUCCAGAAAUAUCUGUCAGCUUGUUGGUGUAAACAAAAACUCCAGGAGUGUUUUUUUGCUUGUUCUGUGGGUAUUUUUAAGAACAUGUGAGUGGUAUUUUUUUCGACUGAUUUCUUUUUGAUGCCAUGGUAUGUAUUACCCUCACUUCUGUUACUCAACGCCAUUCACCAAUAUUUAAACCAGACUCUUGUGGGAAUGGACAAGAGGUUAAGAAAAGAUGCUUCUCUUCUUUCACAUUAACAAUUUCCAUAGUGAUUUUAUGAACGCAUGCACGCUUGUGAGAUUGAGACAGGCUCUUUGCUCUAGCCGAUGUAAAAUUCAUAAUUUCUCAUUUUCACCGUGAUUAACCAAAUUACUGCCAUUAGCCACUUCUAUAUUGGCUGAAGUAGUAUUCUGCUUACAGGAAUAAUUUUUACAUUUUGGGAAAUAUGCUUAUUUCUUGCAAGGAGUGGGAAGAGAACACGACUCCCGUCUUUCAAAUAUGAAACUACCACCAGCAGUUGGCUAACUUAGCUUAGUACAAAGACUGGUAUCUGGAGAAAACAACUAGCCUGGCUCCGUUAACAAAAUCCACCGACCGGCUCUUUAAUUAGCACAUUGUUUGUUUAAUCCUUAACAAUUUCUUCAAGAUAUAAAACGUCUUAUCGUAUCGAUCUUCUCAUCUAACAUUUGGCAAGAAGGCGACUAAGCGUAUAUUUUCCAAAAUGUCUGGUGAGUACAGCAGGUGUGUGGAAAAGUAGAGAUGCUAUUGCAAGAGAAGAAGGUAAAUGAAAGAAAUGUGAAGACCACAACAGAAACUGACCUACAGUAUGGGAUUAAAAAAAUAGUUGUCAGUAUAUUCAUCUUUAAACAACAGCAGAUGUUGACCUCUCACACGCUGAACAUUGUUUCACUUCCAGUUAUCGCAUGACAUGAUAAAGAGUUCAAAAUCAUCAAGGCGGGACGAUGGCAUUUUGUUUGUUGUUGGCUAGUUAUACAGUGUUCCCAUUUAGUGGUUAUUGAAUGAAGUAAAUCAUUUA